UGUAGUUUGUGCUGGGGGUCAGUUGGCAAAAUGGCUGUGUUAGGUUCGUUGGUGUCGGUUGGCAUCUCUUUGCUGUUCACACCGUUUCUCAUGUUCCUGCUUUCGAUUAUUUUUCUCGCCUCGAUGGGAAAAUCAUUGGGCGUGCGAAGACUCUACAUCAAGCUGUUAUUAGCGCUCUUUGAGUAUGGCCGGCAAAACAUCGAGCACGUGAAGAAGAGCAACGGCAAUUGGACGGUAGAAGGCGAAGAAAGCGAAGACGAAGGCGGAGGUAGGCUCGACCGCGAGCUCGACAAAGAGCGAGCAUCGGCCGAGCAAAAGCCACAGAACGGAGCGAUCGGCAACACGGUCAUCGCCAAAUCCAAGGAUCUCAUCCUCGUUCCCGAGCCGGAGAUGCACCACGAGGACGAGCAGGACAAGAAAGUCGAUUGUUUGCUCAGCACCGCUAAGGAGACGGACAUAUCGCGGAAGAAGUCCUUCGAGACGCUGAAACGUGAGUUCGAGCCAGCGAUCUGUUUGGAUUACAUAAGAGCUGGUAUCGAGGCAAUCAUCGAGGACGACGUCACUUCCAGGUUUGAAGCGGAGGAGCUCAAGAACUGGAAUUUGCUGACUCGAACAAACAGGCGUUACGAAUUCAUCUCGUGGAAGCUGACCGUCAUCUGGAUGUGCGGCUUCGUCAUGCGUUACUGUUUUCUCUUGCCAUUGAGAAUUCUGAUUUGCUUCGUUGGUGUAAUGUAUUUGGUAGCGUCGACCGCCGCAAUAGGUUUUUUACCGCCAGGCUGGCUGAAAGUUUGGGCCAACGAUAAGGCAACUCUAAUAUCCUUUCGGAUAAUGUCGCGAGCGCUAUCCAGUUUGAUCACCAUUCACAAUCCGGAGUACAUGCCAAAGCCUGGUGGACUCUGCGUGUCGAACCAUACAUCGACUAUCGACGUGAUGCUACUAUCUACCAUGACGACUUUCUCCCUGAUUGGCCAGCGCCACGGCGGCUUCCUAGGAAUUCUGCAACGAGCAUUAGCUCGCGCAUCUCCUCACAUUUGGUUCGAGCGCUCGGAAGUCAAGGACAGAGAGGCAGUAACGAAAAGGCUCAAGAUGCACAUUUCCGAUCCAACGAACCCUCCGAUCCUUAUUUUUCCCGAGGGUACCUGCAUCAACAACACCUCCGUGAUGCAGUUUAAGAAAGGUAGCUUUGAAGUCGGCGGUGUGAUUUAUCCAGUGGCCAUUAAGUACGAUCCACGCUUCGGCGAUGCAUUCUGGAAUAGCAGCAAGUACUCAAUGAUUCAGUACCUGUAUAUGAUGAUGUCGAGUUGGGCGAUAGUUUGCGACGUUUGGUACCUACCUCCGAUGUACAGAAGGGAAGACGAGAGUGCCAUUGAUUUUGCAAAUAGAGUCAAGUCGGUGAUUGCUAGACAAGGAGGACUCGUCGAUCUCCAGUGGGACGGUCAAUUAAAGAGGAUGAAACCCAAAAAGGAAUGGCGGGAAAAGCAGCAAGAAGAAUUUAGUAAAAGGUUGAAAGUCGAGUAAGCUAGCGAUAAAAGGUCGGCUACUUCGAUUUUCCCGAAGCUGGUUCUUCUAUUUGACUGCUUCUCAGUUGAUUGCUAUAAACAAUUUGAACUCUCAAUGGUGUAGACAGAAGACUGUAAAACUGUGAACAAAUGUUUGUGAAUGUAUUCAUCGAGAAUAGUGCGAUACGUUGAUUUAUUUAGUGCACCUACUUCUUAGCCGUUUGAGCGACUGUGUUUUUUAAGGAUAACAGAUAUUUUGAAAGGUUUUUUAAGCAUCUUUCAGAAUGUGAAAUGCUUGCAAAGUUUUGCUGGAUCGUUCGAUUCUUAUUAAACGACCUUCGCAAAGAUUUGACGAGCUAUCUGGCCGACUUAUUUUGUUUUCUUAAGAUUCCUUUGAAAACAAGUAUUAGCUAAUAAAAUGUUUUCCUAUUCAUUUAGCAUUGAUAAACUUUUGACGUACAUUUAUUUUAAAAAUCUUUCAAGGGUUUUCGAUGCUACUUUUGUUACCAAUAUAGCCAAAAAUAAUAUCACAUUGUACAGGUGUUUCACUUUUUAUAUCUAGAUACAAGUGAAACAGCUCUUUCGCGUAUCAAAAGAACUUUGCGUUUAAUUGAUAGGUCCGCUACAUUUUAAGAUUAGUCUGCAGUAAGUCUUGUUCUUUGUAAGAAAGUAUUGAAAAAACAAAACAAAAAACAGCAUGCAUGCAUACAAAACUACUGGUAUAUUUUUAAAAAUAUGAAAAUAAAAGCUACUACGAUAUAUUUUUAUAGUAGGUUUUAGUCCACUAGUGCUUGUGUCAAAUGAUACAUAGGAAUAAUAGCAUUUUGGCGUUGCUAUGUUUGCAAUGCGUAAAAUUUUUUGCUAGUCACGGUCUUUUUCAUUCACAUUCUCAAUUAUUCUUUGCAAUAAGUAUUUUAUUUACUUUUUAUAUCAAUGAAUGUAAAAAGGUGUAGGAAUAAUACUCAAUGAGUUGUAUAUUUUGGCUUAUUCAGACAUUUACUCAAGAGCAUUGCAAUAAGUGCUACAUGAUAGAGUAAUUGUAUACCACAAAGUUGUCUAGAAUUUUGAUCAUCACAAUCGUUUUAUAUUGAAUGGCGAGCAUAAUAAGAGAGACUAUUAAUUCUACCU
Molecule: messenger RNA, 2627 nt
Organism: Phymastichus coffea
Lineage: Eukaryota; Metazoa; Arthropoda; Insecta; Hymenoptera; Eulophidae
Gene: Gpat4
Product: glycerol-3-phosphate acyltransferase 3
Exons: 9
Coding region: 31-1518 (495 amino acids)
Biological process (GO): triglyceride biosynthetic process
Cellular component (GO): endoplasmic reticulum
Molecular function (GO): glycerol-3-phosphate O-acyltransferase activity
Source: RefSeq, a predicted model, not a curated record